Saimiri boliviensis boliviensis (Bolivian squirrel monkey) is the source of this 781-nucleotide messenger RNA. RefSeq names its product adapter SH3BGRL. The record is from RefSeq and is a predicted model, not a curated record. NCBI's taxonomy places the organism in Eukaryota, Metazoa, Chordata, Mammalia, Primates, Cebidae. Gene Ontology annotation, cellular component: cytoplasm.
CAGCCCCUAGCUGGAUUCCAGCCAUUGCUGCAGCUGCUCCACAGCCCUUUUCAGGACCCAAACAACCGCAGCCGCUGUUCCCAGGAUGGUGAUCCGUGUGUAUAUCGCAUCUUCCUCUGGCUCUACGGCGAUUAAGAAGAAACAGCAGGAUGUGCUUGGUUUCCUAGAAGCCAACAAAAUAGGAUUCGAAGAAAAAGAUAUUGCAGCCAACGAAGAGAAUCGGAAGUGGAUGAGAGAAAAUGUACCUGAAAAUAGUCGACCAGCCACAGGGUACCCCCUGCCGCCUCAGAUUUUCAAUGAAAGCCAGUACCGAGGUGACUAUGAUGCCUUCUUUGAAGCCAGAGAAAAUAAUGCAGUGUAUGCCUUCUUAGGCCUGACAGCCCCACCUGGUUCAAAGGAAGCAGAAGUGCAAGCAAAGCAGCAAGCAUGAACCUUAAGCACUGUGCUUUAAGCGUCCUGAUAAAUGAGUCUCCACUGCUUUUAUAAAAUAGCGGAAUUAGCUUUGCUUCAAAAUAAAUAAGCUUAAUGUUGAAAUAAUAGAUUAGUUGGUGUUUUCACAUGCAAACAUUCAAAAUGAAUACAAAAUUAAAAUUUGAGCAUUAUGGUGAGGAGAAUGGGAUAUUAACAUAAAAUUAUAUGAAUAAGUAGACAUCAUAGACAUAGUGCUGUUACCUGCCAAAACGUCCUGUGUACACCAAUGAUUUUUACAGAGAAAAUAUCCUUCCCUCCUUUUUUGCCAUUUUUAUGGCAGCUUAAGUGUAUCUCUGGCCCUAUGUUAAAA